AUGGAAAUCAAAAAUUAACAGAAAAUAAUUUUAAAUCUUUUAAGAAUACAAAUAUAUCGGCUCACAAAGGGAAUAAAUGUUGCUGCAGAGAGAAGUAUAGGAGUAGAUGUUAUAAGAUAUAGAUAUGUAUUUGGUGUUUAGCGAUAUCAUUUAAUAUAGAGGACUUUUUGACAUCUUAGGAAAGAGGAAUAUCAGUUUGAUCCAAUCUGGAUUGGAAAGGGUACUUAAAAUGUUUUGUGCAAUGGCAGAAAAACCAAAGCUAAAAAUAUUAUUGGUAAAAAAUUAAAUAUAAUACUAAGAGGUUAAAUUGA
This is a messenger RNA of Paramecium sonneborni, 311 nucleotides long. The record is from the annotation of a GenBank genome assembly. NCBI's taxonomy places the organism in Eukaryota, Ciliophora, Oligohymenophorea, Peniculida, Parameciidae.